AUGUCGCCCUCCUCCGCGACAACAGCAGAGGCUCAAUGGCUGGCUCAAGUUGCCGCCAUGAAGGCAGCUAUCGCCGAGCUCAAGUUGCCAGAACAGAAGGCAGACGGCGACAGCACGAUCAAUAGCGAACAAGAAGAUGACCAAGACUUCGACUUGAGCUCGACGAGCGGAGGAGCCCAGGAUGUGUGGGACUUCAUAUCUGACUCUGAGCUCGAGGAGCUGGGUCUCGACAGUGGCGACCUCAUGGACGGAACCGAUGAUUUCGACCAAGAACCCCCAUACGGGCCACAGUGGUUUACCACCAAGUGUAUCGAGGUAGCACUACACAGAGAUGGCCUUCCUGCCGAGACCCUCCAGGAGCAGAUUCUCGAAGCGUUGAGGUCAACACAGCAGGAAGAGCAGCUUCAAUCUCUGCUCACGGACCUGGUCGGCUUUGACGACCUGGACUUCGUUAUUGAGCUCAUCUCUCAUCAAGCAGAGAUAACGGCUGCCGUAGACCAGUCGGCGAGACCAGACCUGAAUCAGCAGCAUCCCACAGGGCGUUUGCUUACAAAGGCGGAGAGGGAAGAGAACCUCCGGCGACAGGACUUCCGCCACAAGAACGCUGCUCUCGCGCAGAGCACUUUCAAGGAGCCGCAGUAUCCCCAUGUCUACAGGACGUUCGCUGCUGGGAACUCUCUGAGCCAUGCUGGGAAGAAGUACGCCCUCCCCACGGGAAGUGAGAGGCUUCAAUUCGACAAGUAUGAGGAAUAUGCCAUCCCAGCCGGAAAGCCCGGAGGGUUGUGGCCUGGCCAGAAACUUGUUGAUAUCAAGGAUAUGGACGGUCUUUGCCGAAAAACGUUCAAGGGCUACAAAAGCCUGAAUCGCAUGCAGAGCUUGGUCUACCCGGUGGCAUACAAGUCCAGCGAGAAUAUGCUCAUCUGUGCCCCGACUGGUGCUGGUAAAACCGAUGCUGCCAUGUUGACUAUCCUACACACUAUUGCUCAGUACCUGGAACCGAACCCCUUUACGGAUCACGCAGCCACAGACUUUGCUGUGGACUUUGAGGACUUCAAGAUCGUCUAUGUGGCACCUAUGAAAGCCCUCGCCGCUGAAAUCACCGAUAAGCUCGGGCGCCGCCUUGCAUGGCUCGGUAUCCGCUGCCGUGAAUACACUGGCGACAUGCACUUGACCAAAGCCGAGAUUGUCUCUACUCAAAUCAUCGUUACCACUCCUGAGAAGUGGGAUGUGGUCACCAGGAAAGGAACUGGUGACACCGAGCUCGUCCAGAAAGUCCGUCUCUUGAUCAUUGAUGAGGUGCACAUGCUUCACGAUGAGCGAGGUGCGGUGUUGGAGUCACUCGUCGCCCGUACCGAGCGCCAGGUCGAGAGUACUCAGUCAUUGAUCCGGAUUGUGGGCCUCAGCGCCACCCUUCCAAAUUAUAUCGAUGUAGCGGACUUUUUAAAGGUCAACAGAUAUGCUGGUCUGUUCUACUUUGAUGCGUCAUUUCGUCCAGUGCCGCUGGAACAGCAUUUCAUUGGUGUCAAGGGAAAAGCCGGAUCCAAGCAGUCCAGAGAAAACCUAGACCAGGUGGCCUUCGAGAAGGUCAGAGAGAUGCUGGAGCGGGAUCACCAAGUGAUGGUGUUUGUUCACUCCAGGAGAGAUACGACCGCGACAGCCAAGAUGAUUUACGAGAAAGCAGUCGAUGAGGUCUGCGUUGACCUCUUGGACCCGUCCAUGCACCCAAAGUAUGAGAAUGCUGUGAGGGACAUGAAGUCUUGCAAGGCUAAGGAGUUGCGAGACCUCCUGCCCAAGGGCAUCGGAGUACAUCAUGCCGGUAUGGCGAGAGCCGACCGUAACUUGAUGGAGAGACUAUUUGCAGAAGGUGUUCUGAAGGUGCUCUGCUGUACGGCCACCUUGGCCUGGGGAGUCAACUUGCCGGCUGCAGCCGUUGUCAUCAAGGGCACCCAGGUUUACAGUGCGCAAGAUGGAAAGUUCGUCGACCUCGGCAUCCUAGACGUGCUGCAAAUCUUUGGACGUGCUGGUCGGCCACAGUUUGAGGAUACUGGUAUCGGUAUGAUUUGCACUACGCAGGACAAGCUUACCCACUACCUCACCGCCGUCACGGAUCAGCUACCCAUCGAAUCCAAGUUCUCAACAAAACUGGUGGACAACCUGAACGCUGAGAUCGCCUUGGGCACGGUGACUUCCAUACCGGAGGCCGUCCAAUGGAUCGGGUACUCGUACCUGUUUGUCCGUAUGAGGAGAAAUCCCAUGGCCUAUGGUAUUGAUUGGGCCGAGUUCCAAGACGAUCCCUCGCUUGUGCAGCGACGCCGACAGCUUGCUAUCCAGGCCGCUAGAACACUCCAGAAGAGUCAGAUGAUUAUAUUUAACGAGUCGACAGAGGAACUUCGCAGCAAGGACAUUGGUCGUAUCGCCAGCCAAUACUACAUUCUACACACGAGCAUCCAGAUCUUCAACACUAUGAUGCAGCCUUUUGCCACGGAGGCCGACAUCCUAAAAAUGAUCGCGAUGAGUGGUGAAUUCGACAACAUACAAUCGAGAGACAGCGAGAGCAAGGAAUUGAGCAGGAUGAAGGAGAAUGAAGCUGUCGUGCCUUGCCAGGUUGGCGGAGGUAUUGAUCAGCCUCAGACCAAGACGAAUAUCCUCCUUCAAGCCUUUAUAUCCAAGGCUCAACCGGAAGAUUUUGCUCUGACAAACGACCUGAACUACGUGGCCCAACAGGCUGGCCGAAUCUGCCGGGCAUUGUUCAUGAUCGCAUUGAAUAGAAGAUGGGGUCACCAAUGCCUCGUGCUCCUAACUCUGGCCAAGUCUAUCGAGAAGCGCGUCUGGCCGUUCCAACAUCCGCUUCACCAAUUCGAGCUGGCUAAACCAAUAUUGAACCAGCUUGACGCCAAAGAGUCUCUGACGGUCGAGGCUAUGCGGGACAUGGAACCGGCUGAGAUAGGAGGGCUGGUCCACAAUCACAGCGCCGGAAGCAAGAUUGCCAAAAUUCUCGACAACUUUCCCACUGUCAGCGUGGAGGCUGAGAUUGCACCCUUGAACCGAGACGUGCUGCGAGUUAAACUCUACAUCAUUCCUGACUUCCGCUGGAACGAUCACAUCCACGGGACGUCAGAGUCAUAUUAUAUUUGGGUCGAGAACUCGGAAACAUCAGAGAUCUACCAUCACGAGUUCUUCCUUCUGAACCGCAGGAAGCUGCAUGAUGACCAUGAGCUCAAUUUCACGAUCCCCCUGUCUGACCCUCUGCCCAACCAGAUCUAUGUGCGGGCUGUCUCGGACAGAUGGCUGGGCGCAGAAACUGUCACCCCUGUCUCGUUCCAGCACCUGAUCAGACCAGAUACAGAAAGCGUCUACACGGAUCUUCUCAAUCUACAGCCUCUGCCCAUCGCAGCGCUCAAGAAUCCUGGGCUGGAAGAGAUUUACGCGAAGCGCUUCCAGUUCUUCAAUCCCAUGCAGACACAGAUCUUCCACACCCUCUACCACACGCCGGCGAACGUGCUGCUAGGUUCGCCGACUGGAAGUGGUAAGACGGUGGCUGCAGAGCUGGCAAUGUGGUGGGCCUUCCGAGACAAGCCAGGCUCCAAAGUUGUCUAUAUUGCACCUAUGAAAGCCCUGGUUCGAGAGCGUGUCAAAGACUGGGGGGCUCGGUUGGCCAAGCCUCUCGGUCUGAAGCUGGUAGAGCUGACUGGUGACAAUACCCCCGACACCAGAACCAUCAAGGAUGCAGACAUCAUCAUCACCACUCCUGAGAAGUGGGAUGGUAUUUCCAGAAGCUGGCAGACCAGAGGAUAUGUCCGUCAGGUCAGUCUUGUUAUUAUUGACGAGAUUCACCUCCUCGCUGGAGAUCGUGGUCCCAUCCUUGAGAUUAUUGUCUCGCGCAUGAAUUACAUCGCAGCGUCCACAAAGAACUCGGUCCGGCUGUUGGGUAUGUCGACAGCCUGCGCCAAUGCUACCGAUCUGGGCAACUGGCUCGGCGUGAAGGAGGGCCUGUUCAACUUCAGGCACUCUGUCCGGCCCGUGCCGUUGGAGCUGUACAUUGAUGGGUUCCCAGAGGUCCGAGGCUUUUGUCCACUGAUGCAGUCCAUGAACAGGCCGACUUUCCUGGCCGUCAAGAACCACAGCCCUGACAAGCCGGUCAUCGUCUUCGUGCCAUCGCGGCGACAGACACGUCUCACAGCCAAAGACCUGAUCAACUUCUGCGGCCUGGAAGAUAAUCCCAGGCGGUUUCUGAAUAUGGAGGAAGACGACCUUCAACUCAACCUUGCUAGGGUCAAGGAUGAUGCACUGAAGGAAGCCAUCAGCUUUGGAAUCGGCCUUCACCAUGCCGGUCUCGUCGAGUCUGACCGACAGCUUGCCGAGGAGCUGUUCUUGAACAACAAGAUCCAGAUCCUUGUGGCAACCAGUACACUGGCCUGGGGUGUCAAUCUCCCUGCCCAUCUGGUUGUCGUCAAAGGCACGCAGUUUUACGACGCCAAGAUCGAGGGAUACAAGGAUAUGGACUUGACGGAUGUUCUCCAGAUGCUCGGGCGUGCGGGACGGCCACAGUUCGACAACUCAGGCGUGGCUCGGAUCUUCACUCAAGACGCGAAGAAGGACUUCUACAAGCACUUCCUGCACACUGGCUUUCCUGUUGAGUCAUCUCUGCACACCGUGCUGGAUAACCAUCUCUGUGCAGAGGUAUCGGCCGAGACCAUUGUCACUAAGCAAGACGCCUUGGACUACCUGACCUGGACGUUCUUCUUCCGGAGACUCCACAAGAACCCGUCCUACUAUGGGCUCGAGAUCUCGGCGGAAGACCACAGUAGCGUGGCGGCCCAGCAGCUGGCUAAUGACUACAUGAUCGAGAUGGUUGACAAGUCCCUGCACGAACUGGCUGAUUCCAAGUGUGUGGAGGUCUUCCCAAAUGGCGACGUCGACCCGACGCCCUUUGGCAAGAUCAUGAGUUACUACUAUCUGUCCCACAAGACGAUCCGCUAUCUCACCCGGCAUACAAAGGCACAGGCCUCGUUCCUUGACGUCCUGACUUGGAUGUGCCGGGCAACGGAGUACGAUGAAUUACCUGUUCGCCACAACGAGGACUUGAUCAACGCGGAGCUCUCCAACAACCUUACCUUCCCGGGCACCUCUUUUGGCCUGCCGAUGUGGGAUCCUCAUGUCAAGGCUUUUCUUCUGCUGCAGGCACACAUGUCCCGUGUGUCUCUCCCGAUUACCGAUUAUGUCGGCGACCAGACCAGCGUCUUGGACCAGGCCAUCCGUAUCAUCCAAGCCUCUAUCGACGUCCUCACGGAACUAGGCUACCUCGCCAGUGUCCUGCAGAUGAUCUCGUUGCUGCAGUCUGUCAAGUCAGCGCGCUGGCCGACCGAACCGCCUCUAUCGAUUCUGCCAGGCGUGGACGCGGAAAAGACCAAGGACAGGACAACGCUGCAGCAGCUGAGCGCCAUGAACCAGGGGCAGGUGACGAAGCUGGCCCGGAGCCUCCGCGUCCCACAGGCUACGCAGCAGCGCUUCCUCCGCGCCGCCUCGACCCUGCCAAACGUCGCCGUCAGCGUGGAUGAUAUCACUUACCACUCGCUGACGGUCACGCUGAGACGUCUCAACCCGCUCGUGGAGCGCGAUGCGCGCAUCUAUGCGCCGCGGUUCCCCAAGCCACAGAACGAAGGCUGGUUCGUCGUGGUGGGCGACCUGGCGAGGGACGAGGUGUACGCCAUCAAGCGGGUCAGCUGGUCGCAGGGCCCAGGGAGAGGAGGGGCUACUGUCGGAUCGAAGCCCUCUGCGAAGGCAAGUGUGAAGCUGCCAGAGAGCGCCGGUGAUGGCAGUAGUAGUGGUAUGGGUGAGAAGAGGAAUGUGGAUGUGCUGGUGCUGAGUGAUGGGUUGUUGGGGCUGCAGUACCAGGUGAUGGGGGUAGACGUGCCGGAGAGGCCGGGGCUGGCUGGUUCUUCUUGA
Messenger RNA from Cryphonectria parasitica EP155, 5946 nucleotides. RefSeq lists its product as uncharacterized. Lineage: Eukaryota; Fungi; Ascomycota; Sordariomycetes; Diaporthales; Cryphonectriaceae. The record is from RefSeq and is a predicted model, not a curated record. The transcript is spliced from 3 exons. Bases 1 to 5946 code for a protein of 1981 amino acids. Gene Ontology annotation, molecular function: ATP hydrolysis activity; nucleic acid binding; ATP binding.